UCAAUAUUCGGAGUUUCAUCUUCAGAAAAAAAAAGAAGCUUAUUCCUCAGCUCUGCAGAAUUCUUCCAUUUCAACUCUCGAGGAGUUUCUGCUUUUUCUCCGGCCUAAUCUUUCUCUCCAUCAACCUGUCAGUUGAGUCUUGAGUUCAAGCGAAGCGCAAUGGGCUGUGCUGGAUCGUCACAGACCAAAGCAGACGGAUCCAUAAAGAAGAUACGGAAGCCAAAAUCUUGGAAGCAUCCUCAGCCAAUUACAAGGUCUCAGCUCACACAACUACGUGAUGAAUUUUGGGACACUGCACCUCACUAUGGUGGCCGGAAAGAGAUUUGGGACGCACUACGAGCAGCUGCCGAAGCCGAGCUUUCUCUUGCGCAAGCAAUUGUUGACAGUGCAGGGGUCAUCGUUCAAAAUGCAGAUUUGACAAUUUGUUACGAUGAGAGAGGCGCAAAAUAUGAACUCCCCAACUAUGUUUUGAGUGAGCCGACCAACUUAAUUCGUGACAGUUCAUAAAAGUGGUAACCGUAGAUCUUAUUUUCUGUCAUCUUUUACAGAGAUGAUCGAUUUAAUGCAUUCAUUUCUUUCACUUGGCCUUCCUCUAACUUCCUGUAAGUUGCUUUUCACUAAAUGGGCAAAAAUGCAACAUCAACCAUUAUCUCAUUUCUUUCUUGUACAAAAAAGAUGGAAAAAAAAAGAAAGAAAAAACUGAAAAUGGUGGGGGGAAAACCCUUUUGCCAGUUCAGCAUUGUCAUAAAUUACUUAAUUACUUGUGAUGAAAUUAAAGUUUGAAACCACAGUGAUUGAACGUCGUAUAGAGGGGGGAAAAUGCUCAAUAUUAUGGAA
This is a messenger RNA of Cucumis sativus (cucumber), 837 nucleotides long. Its product is annotated as ubiquitin domain-containing protein 1. The transcript is spliced from 4 exons. The coding region runs from base 160 to 507 and encodes 115 amino acids. The record is from RefSeq and is a predicted model, not a curated record. NCBI's taxonomy places the organism in Eukaryota, Viridiplantae, Streptophyta, Magnoliopsida, Cucurbitales, Cucurbitaceae.